GUUUUUCGUAGUCUUUCAAAAAACUCGAACAAGUACAUUGAUGAUCUCUCUUGCGAGAGAAAAGGGGAAUUGAAACAUGAUGAAAGGAGCGUUAUGAAUACGAGAAUAAAAACUGCAUACAAUUGGACAUUUAAAGGAUUGGAAGUCGAGAAAUUUAAAGAUAAAAUUAUUUAAUUUAAAAAUUGUAAAUUUAGGUUUAAAAACGUCUCGAACAUGCUGUCUGACCCAUAAAUUUCGAUCGCAAUUGUUAAUUAAAAUAAAAACGAGAUUAGAGAUUAGAGACUGUAGGGACGUCGGUGCAGUGGAUUUUUUCGAUUUUUCCAAAUUGUCCCCGAGCUAGCUGCUGGAUAAUUUCUUGCUGUGAUAUCAAUGUGCUCCAAAAAACGUAUUAUAUUUUUUUACGAGCGAAUAGUCGUAGCAGACGGUAGUAAAUUGAAUCUGUGAACGAGGUUACUGACCUCUGAGUCGAGGACCUCGUGGAUACCCUGUAUGCUCGUUGUGACAAGAAUCAUUUUAAACUUUGUCAACUUUUCAAAACACCUUUCCCACGCUUUAAAACAUCUCAGCGCCUCCGCGUCUUUCGGGUCGUGUAUUCCCUCGCUUUAUUUAUGACGUUUAUCCACCCUCGCUACGUUCUCGCGUUGCUUAUGGAGCCUGUUCUUAAUUUCAGAUUUUCUUCCAUCUGACUCGAAAAAACUUAACGCACCUACACUACACCAAAGGAGCAGCCUCUUUUCUUCAUCGUUUCUUUAUCUGUUUAUAGUCUUGGCUUGAAAAAUUCUACCCUGUUGGGGAAGAGGGGAAGGGGCGAGGGGUCCCUGGAGCCCAGCCUCCCCCCUGCUGCAGAAGGAAAAUGCGGUUGGAACUAUAAAUACUAGUUUUCGUCACAGCAUCGGUUCAUAAGUCGACGAAUUCUGGUGAGGAUUGGAUCGCUGGGACUGGUAGAAUUAAACGGUUCUCCAGUAGUUCCACGAGUAAACCGACGAGGCUGUUCUCAGUCUCAUUCCCAGGAUGAUGCGCAUCAGUUUUCUUUUCAUUGGUGCCCUCUUGGCAUUCGCUGUUGCGGAGGAUGAUGAAUUUAUUCGGCCGCUGGAAGGUAUGAAAGGAUUGAGCGUGAGAUGCGAUACCGAAGAAAAAUUGGCGACCGUAAAUUCGUACGUGGGCUAUGAGGAUUUUGAUUUUCUGAGUCUCUCAAAGAAGCUCGGGGACGAGAUCAAAGUGCUUGUUGCCGCAACUUCUUUCGAUGAGUUUACAACUGUACUCACCAAAAAUCAGAUCAAUCACACUGUUUUUAUCCAAGAUGUUUUGAAGGAAAUCGAAAAUGAUUAUACUGAAAAUGAAAUUGCUAGGACGCGCUGUUUCUGGGUAUUUGGUAACUACACGUCGUCCGUGAAGGAUGACUGGUUAACUUUUUAUCCCUCCUACGCAGAUAUCGAAAAACAGUUGGUUGACUUACAUAAAGCAUACAAAAAUAUCACGACUCUGACAAGUAUCGGUACUUCGUACGAAGGGAGAAUGAUUUACGGUUUGAAAAUCUCGAGUCGCCCAGCCGAGAACGGGAAACCGAUGAUCCUGAUAGACGCCGGUAUGCACGCUCGUGAAUGGAUCACACCUGUUACUGCGAUGAACAUUAUUAAUCAAUUGGUCAAAAACGAUGACAACAGAGGCUUAUACGAGAAAGUCGAUUGGUUCAUUAUACCGGUCCUUAAUCCAGAUGGCUAUGAAUUCUCGCGCUCGAAGAGGGGAAACCGAUUGUGGAAAAAACACGUUCCCGUACUCCUAAGCCGAACUGUUUCGGAGUUGAUCUCAACCGGAACUUUGAUUACCAAUGGAUCCGUUGGUGCUUCGGAAAAUCCUUGCCACGAUAGUUAUGCUGGUUCGAAACCCUAUUCGGAACCCGAAAGUCUGGCUCUUAGUGAUUUUAUGAUCACGCAUAACGAAACGAUCGCGGGUUAUUUCAGUCUUCGCGCUAGCGCAAAAGCGGGCGAACAAUUCAUUCUUUAUCCUUGGGGAUGGACGUUGGACUCGAUAGACGAAGAAAACUAUCUUCGUGAGCUUGCCAUAAAGGCUGUAACGAAAAUCUACAGCGUAAGGGAAAAAUAUUACAAGGUCGGAAGCAUCGCCACAGUAUUGAAUCCUGAAGCUGGUGGCAGCGUUGAUUUCGCCGGGGCAACGUCUACCUUUCCAUUGUUGACCUACGCGAUCUAUUUGCCGGCCGAAGGUAGCUACGGAUACAAUCCUCCACAAAGUGCUUUCAAGCCCAUCGGCAUCGAGAUCUUUGAGGCAUUCAAAGUCUUUGGAAAUGAUGUCGCCACUUAUACGAUAAACAACGACACUGGACGAAAAGAAAAAAACUUUAAGAGAUCUCUCCGAGAAUAGUCUAUUUUUUAAGACAAUUAUUACAAUAAUUAAAAUCGAAAAUAAGUAGAAUCGUAUCGGGUAUCGUAACUGGUGAAAAACAAUUGACUUGGCGUUCCCUAAAAA
This is a messenger RNA of Venturia canescens, 2484 nucleotides long. RefSeq names its product carboxypeptidase B-like. The record is from RefSeq and is a predicted model, not a curated record. Bases 1012 to 2379 code for a protein of 455 amino acids. The transcript has 9 exons. Gene Ontology annotation, molecular function: zinc ion binding; metallocarboxypeptidase activity. Gene Ontology annotation, biological process: proteolysis. NCBI's taxonomy places the organism in Eukaryota, Metazoa, Arthropoda, Insecta, Hymenoptera, Ichneumonidae.